CAGUAAACAGAGCACAGAACUACCCACACUCCUACACACAGAACUACCCACACACAAAAGACACAUAGGGAAAUCCACCCCCUCACAGGCAGAUCCAGUGUAAACGGUUUGGUCAACUCCUGCUCAGGCACCUUUCUCAGCUCAGCUCUCUUCGGUACCUGGACCCAGAGGAGGACCGCUCAACGUGAUGCUUCUCUCCCAAACACUCUGCCUGUGCUUGGCACUAGCACUCAGCUAUGCUGCUCCAGCGAGAAGAAGUGUACAACUAUGACAUCGCCACAGAGUCAGUAAAGGAGAGACAGUGGGCCCACCUGCCCAACUGUACGUCUGCCUUCCGUUGGCUAGAGCAAUACAACUGUUUCUAUGGUCACAACUUCACUCGGUUGCACUCUGUAUCUGGGGAGGUGAAUGGAGUGUACCCCAAGGACGCCAGGCACUACUUCAUGACGUGCCCCAAUUUCAGUCGUAUUUAUAUGCAUCUAGACACCCAUAAUGAUGGUAAACACGCCUUCCCCAUUGCCAGAACCUGGAAGGAAGUGGCCAACGGGGUGGACGCAGUCUUCUCCUACAGUGACAAGAUCUACAUCAUCAAGGGCAACCAAGUUUACAUCUACAAAUCAGCAGCUCCCUCCACUCUGAUUGAGGGCUACCCUAAAAGCCUGAAUGAGGAGCUGGGCAUCGAAGGGCCUGUGAACGCAGCCUUUGUUUGUGCAGAUCACCAUAUCGUGCACAUUAUUCAAGAAUUUGGCAGGACAUCCAACUGGCGACCACGCCAGCCCAGGACCUCCCCAUCCGGCUUCUUCACCUACGGGAUUGUCUGAGACCAGCCACCCGGAUAGCUGUUGAAGCUGUGGGUUCCACAAACUGUCAGAAAGCAUCUCAUCUGCAUCCUCACCAGGGUCUUAAACCAUCUUCAUUGGGUGAGAGGAAAGAAUAUUGAAUAAGUGGAGAGAGAAGAACAUAAGCACCACAGGAGGCUGGUGAGAGGAGGACAUAAUAAUGGCUGGAAUGGAGUGAAUGGAAUGCUAUCAAACACAUGGAAACAAUGUGUUUAUGUGUUUGAUACACUCUUAGUAAAAAGGUGCUAUCUAGAACCUAAAAGGUUUCUUCAGCUGUCCCCAUAGUAGGAGCCUUUGAAGAACUCCGGGUAAAACCCUUUUGGUUCCAGGUAGAGCCCUUUCCACAGAGGGUUCUACAUGGAACCAAAAGGGGUCUACCUGAAACCAAAAAGGGUUCUACCUGAGGAACCUGAAGCUGCUGAAGAACCCUUUUGAAACCAUUUAUCUAAGAGUGUACCAUUCCAUUUAUUCUGUUCCAGCCAUUACAUUGAGCCCAUCCUCCUCAAUCAAGGUGUUACUGUGAUAAGGACCUGUCUGCCACCCCUAGGGCAGUAGCCAGAGAGGCCCCACUGCCCAUCUCCAGCAUCAAGGAAGGUAUGAUGACAUCAAAGUGUAUGUGGGCUCUGAGUACUACCACUAGGAGACACCAAGCCUCCUGGCUUUCAGCAGGAUCCGCCCAGAGCCUAACAAAAUCCUCCCAGACAUGAUGGGCUGUGUGGAAUAGGAGUCAGUGUGUGUGCGAUCUCUGUUCAAUGAAUAACAACUGUGAACAUCUGUACUCAAUGGACAACAUGGUGUCUUUAUUAGAACAUUAUCCAAACCUGCUGUCAAAACAUAAAAUCACGUGUUAACUCAAACAACACAAUACACAAGUCACUCGAACAAUGUUCUUUGAACGCUUCAAUUGAUACUUUAUUAUCACAUUUUAUGCUGAACAUUUUGUAUGACAGAUAUCAAAAUGUACAAAUAAACUGUAAAAGUGUGA
Molecule: messenger RNA, 1824 nt
Organism: Oncorhynchus kisutch (coho salmon)
Lineage: Eukaryota; Metazoa; Chordata; Actinopteri; Salmoniformes; Salmonidae
Product: hemopexin-like
Exons: 6
Coding region: 237-821 (194 amino acids)
Source: RefSeq, a predicted model, not a curated record